AUGGACUCACUGUACAAAUUCGAACCUCGUACGUUUACUUUUUUAUAUAAAUGAUUACUUUGGCAAAAAAUGAGUAAAAUUUUGAUUUUUGAGUUGGCUCUCCUUUUGAAAGGUGUUGAAAUUGAUGUUUUUGCCUUUUUCUUAUAAAGAUGGUACACUUUUAAUGAUAAGUUGGCACUGUAAGGCAAGUGACAUGUAGAUUGUUAAUUGUGUUAUAUUACUUUCUAAUUUUUUAAUUUUAGAUAAUGAUAUGGACAUUGAUAACCAGGACGACAACGCCCAGUGUCCGUUUGGAGGCAACGAUAACUUUACAUGUUUUGGACCGACCGCAACCUCCGUUCUUAAUGAAGUUGUUACGGUUUCACACGAUUCGGCACUAGGAUCGUCCGUGUCUGGGUUUAGUCAAUGGUCGUUGCAAGAUAACAAUAUGUGCAUCUCAACGACUUCAAGGACUUUGGUACGUUAAGGUUCUAAGCUUUAUAGAAGGGAUUGCAUUUUGAUUUGUGUAUAUUGUUAUACGGGUUGAAAAAAAUUUUUUUACAUAUUGCUUUUUAACGCAAUUUUCUUCUGUGACAUCUUGACAUAGGUAUUACUUUUAAACCUUUGUGCUCUUGUCUUUCUUCAACGUUAUUAUCUUCAGGAAGAUGUGAUAGUAAUGGACGAGGUGGAGGACACAGCCUCACCCGUCCGACGGCCGCUCCAGGACAUUUCGAAUGAUACCCCGGCCAAGCAUAAACGGUUUAACCGAUUGCCUUCCACUAGUUCGUCGAUGUCGCUCAAUAAAGUUGUGGUUAAGAAAAAAGCUGAAGCCAGGUUUCUGAAACGACCAUCUCCGAAGCUUCCGGACUCUGUCAAACCAUCGGACAAGCUGGUGUCCAGAUCGAUGGUGAAUAUGACGAGACAAGGAAAGUGUGUUUCUCCUGAAUCCAUCCAGGUGAGUCUGAGGUUUGGGUGACAUUAAAAAGUAUAUGUUACCUACUUGGCAGUAAUUUUUUAUAUUUUGUUGUGAAAAACGAAAGGAUCUGCAGUGAUUAUGUUAAAAAAGGAAAUGCACACAUUAGGUUAACAUGAUACCCUUUGUCUUUACAGAGCUAUUCACUACGAUGUGUGCCAAGGCCUCAAGUCGCUUCAUCGGCUUUCAAGUCCAUUGACGGACAGGCGUUGGCAGCGUUGAUAAAGGAGUUGGGAAACGAAAAAUUCUUAGAGAGUUUUAUGUUAAUCGACUGUCGAUACCCAUUUGAGUACGAAGGAGGGCAUAUUGUGGUAAGUUUCGUAAUGUUUUUUAUAUGUUUGUUUUAUAACGUUGCUUUAAAAAAAUUGGUUUUUUAAUGUUUUAUUUUAUUUUGAAACUAUUUUUAGUAAUUUUAUAUGCUUUUUGAUGGUUUAUAUUGCAUUUUUUUAUUCCAGAACGCGGUAAACAUGUUCGAGUUUGCGAAUGUUCGCCAGUAUCUGUUCAAGGAAGAGGAUGGCACCUGUAGCGCUAUUCAAAGCAAAAUCCCUAUCUUUUACUGUGAAUUUUCACAAGCCAGGGGGCCAAAGAUGUAAGUCUAUGAUUGUCUUGUGUAUUUGGUAAUGGUUGAAUUAUGUUGAUUAAUGUCAUGUUUUUUUUAUUUGAUUAUUCAUAUUGGGAAAUGUCGCGCAGUAGCAUUAGAAUAACAAAGGAAAAGGGAUUGUUGAGGGUUUCUGUAGCGAAAACAAUGUUUUGUGACAAAUUCAUUACUUUGUCUUUUUACCGUAGUUUUUUUAAAUUGAGGUUGUGGCACUGACAUAAAGAAACGUCGGGAACUUUUAAUUGAUUCAACUUAGUUAACGUUGCAACGUUUUUGGCAGGUUUUCUGGGAGUUUUUCUUGGUUUUUCUAUUAUGUUUAUUUCAGGGCCAGCACGUUGAGGAAGUUUGAUCGACAUGUGAAUACGAACAACUACCCCCAUCUUGACUAUCCUGAGAUCUACAUUCUCGAAUCUGGGUACCAGGGCUUCUUCAAAAUGGAAGAGUUUAAGGUGGGUACAGUUGGCUAAAUCACUAUGACUUUAUAAUAGUGAUAUUGUAGUAGGUAUGAUUGGUGUAAAUCUGUAUAUUCUUUUGAUUCAUUUUAGUUUUUUUUAAACCGUUUCAAUUUUAGGGCUUGUGCACGCCGUGCCAUUACAUCCGAAUGCACGACAAGGCCUUUGCCAACGAGCUGAAAGGCUUCAACCAUCACAAGAAGGGUGCCACACACCGCCUCUGA
Messenger RNA from Bursaphelenchus okinawaensis, 2226 nucleotides. The record is from the annotation of a GenBank genome assembly. Lineage: Eukaryota; Metazoa; Nematoda; Chromadorea; Rhabditida; Aphelenchoididae.